Sungouiella intermedia is the source of this 1359-nucleotide messenger RNA. Lineage: Eukaryota; Fungi; Ascomycota; Pichiomycetes; Serinales; Metschnikowiaceae. The record is from the annotation of a GenBank genome assembly.
AUGGAGUACUACUCGUCACUUGAUGCUUCUCAGCUUGACUCCGAGACUCCAACUCUUUUUGAACUCAUCUCUGCCAAUCAGCUUGAGUCGCUUCUAUCGCCAUCUCUUAGAUAUGUCUUGGUACACUAUGCUCAGAGAUAUCCCCAGUAUUUGCUACGGGUGACCAACAAAUUCGAUGAAAUCAACUUAUUUUUGCGGACAUUUAUCGAAUGGUAUUUCUUUAAGUACUGGCAAGGCAGUUUUACCGAGAACUUCUAUGGACUCAAGAGAGUCAGCCAAACUCCACUUUCCGAUUCCAAAUACAACCUGAGUAAGUUGACGCAGCUCGUUCCGUCUAUGAUCGAAGAGAGAAGAAAACUCUCUUCAUUGCAGACCUUUGUGUCCAUUUUUGAAAUUACUGGCGUGUCAUACUUGCUGGAAAAGUUCACGUAUCAGUAUGAAUUGUUAUUCUCAAAGUAUAUUACCAACCAGCUUGACGAGAAGGUGAUUGAAAAUCCACGCGAGAGAAAGAAAGUGUGGUUGCAGCGAAAAUAUGUGGAGUUGUUUCCUUACUUCCAAUCUGUAUGGAGAUGGUCAAAUAUCGUCACCACUCUUAUGUACUUGAGUGGGACUAGUAAGUCGCCGUCCUUACUUACGUUCUUGUUUAAGAUCAACUACUCGCGGCUCAAUCAGUACGACUAUUCGAAAAACGAGCCUCCUUUGAAGAGGAUUAGAAACGAUUUGCCUAACAGAGUGUCUCCACCUUCCAAUGUUGAAAAGCUUGUAAGAUUUUUGACCAGAUAUUUUACCAAACCCACUUGGAGCUCGAUCCGUUUUAUUCUCGGGACAUCAUUUCCAUUGGCUAUUUUCACUUUGAAAUUCUUGGAAUGGUGGAAUAACUCGGACUUCGCAAAGACAGUGGCCAAGUCCCAAGCCGAUGCGUUGAACUCCAUAAUCCCUCCGCCAUCCAAGCUUACUGGUUUAAAAAGAGUGGAGAAGAAGCCAAAGAAGAUCUACAAAUCGGGUUCCACAUGUCCUUUGUGCAAGGAAGAGAUCCUGAACCCUGCGAUCAUUGAGACGGGGUACGUUUUUUGUUACACAUGCAUCUAUAACUAUCUUCGUGAUUCGCAUAAGUUGGUCAAAGCAUCCAAGAAAGAAGAGAGUAGCGAUGAAGAUGUGACGGACGAAGAGAGUGAAGACGAUGUGGAAGAGGAGAAAAAGGAGAAAGUCUCCAAGACGGAAAAGCCUGAGUCUGGCUCUUCUUACGACAUCUCCAAAGGUGGAAGGUGUCCAAUCACAGGUAGGAAACUUCUUGGGUGCAAAUGGAAUUCAAUCACCCAAGAAUUUGAUGUCGAAGGAGUACGGAGACUUAUAUUUUAA